This is a messenger RNA of Plectropomus leopardus (leopard coralgrouper), 1789 nucleotides long. The record is from RefSeq and is a predicted model, not a curated record. Lineage: Eukaryota; Metazoa; Chordata; Actinopteri; Perciformes; Serranidae.
GCAGGCGGGCUGACCUCGUCUGCUCCCUGUGUACCCAGAAUGAGCGUGCAGCCGCGUAGGAUCCGUCUGAAACCCUGGUUGUUGGCUCAGGUGAACAGUGGCAGGUAUCCUGGUCUGCAAUGGCUCACCUCAGACCGCCGACUCUUCCAGAUCCCCUGGAAACACGCUACACGCCACACGCCAACGUCAGACGAGGAAAACACCAUCUUUAAGGCAUGGGCGGUGGAAACCGGUAAAUAUCAGGAAGGCGUGGAUGAACCCGACCCCGCCAAGUGGAAGGCGAACCUGCGCUGCGCGCUGAACAAAAGCCGAGAGUUCCAGCUGAAAUACGAUGGCACCAAAGAGACGCCGGUCCAACCGUACAAGAUCUACGAGGUGUACGAGCAGAGCGGAUGCGCAGACGCCACUGAGGAUGACGACGAGGAGAUGCCAAACCUGCUGGAGCUCAGCAUUAACCCCAGGACCAGUGACCCUGCCUCCUUCAGCUCCUUUGCCGCUCAGUCAGAGGUCAACCACUUCGGUCUGUCCGCCAACGGGACAUUUGGACUUCCACAUGUGAUCCCUGUACCUCUGCUGCCUGAUGGAGCCAUGACCUCUGACCUCCCCAUGACCUCUGACCUCCCCAUGACCUCUGAACUCCCCAUGGCCUCUGAUCUCCAGGCUCAGGGUGGGAUUGUGAGACUCCAGGACCUGAACCCUAUGCCCCCCCUGGUGGCCUCUGCUCCCCCAGGCUCAGCCCCCAGCAGCAUGGGGGACCCUCAGAACCAGGAGCCCUGCAAGAUCGACCUGCUGAGCAGCGUUCCACUAACAGAUCUGGACCUGAAAUUUCAGUACCGGGGCCGGACGAUGGGCUCACUGACAGUCAGUAACCCUCAAGGUUGCCGGCUGUACUUCGGGCACCUGGAGCCGACCCCAGGGCAGGUGGACCUGUUCGGACCCGUCAGCUUGCAGCAGGUGCGGUUCCCGGGGACGUCGGACAUCCAGAACCAGAAGCAGAGGUUCUACACGGAUGCCCUACUGGAUGUGAUGGACCGUGGCCUGAUACUGGAGAUCUGGGAGCAGGAUAUCUACGCCGUCCGCCUCUGUCAGUGUAAGGUGUUCUGGUCCGGACCGGGCAUGCCUGAACAGGGUCCGCCUAACCCCAUGGAGCGGGAGAAGAAGAUCCGAGUGUUCAGCCUCAACGACUUCCUGCAAGGUCUCAUCCUUUUCCAGAAAGGUGAGGCUCAGAACCCUCCGCCCUUUGAAGUCUUCUUCUGUUUCGGGGAGGACUGGCCCGACAGGAAACCCAAAGAGAAGAAACUCAUCAUGGUCCAGGUGGUUCCUGUGGUAGCUCGGAUCCUGACAGAGAUGUUCUCUGGAGAACUCAGUUGGUCCACCGACAGCAUCCGGCGGCUGCAGAUCUCGAACCCUGACGUGAAGGACCAGACCGUGGAGCAGUUCAAGGAGCUGCAGAGGCUCCUGCAGAGCCAACACACCCAGGGUCCCUGGAUUCCCAGCGGCCCUUGAACACCAGGGGACGGGGACAUACCAGGACUUGAUUAUUUCAGAACACGUUAAAGAUUUAAACUUAAGGUAGAGACACGCCAGCUGAUCUGAGCUCAGUCUGACAGGACUUCAAACUGGAGCUGAAGGCCAGUAUCACUCUGUCUCCUGUCCUCAUCAACAGGACACACGUCUUUCUGUCUCCUGUCCUCAUCGACAGACACACGUCUUUCUGUCUCCUGUCCUCAUCAACAGGACACACGUCUUUCUGUCUCAUGUCCUUAUCAGUCUGAGACCACGGUGUGUC